Molecule: messenger RNA, 2114 nt
Organism: Gadus chalcogrammus (walleye pollock)
Lineage: Eukaryota; Metazoa; Chordata; Actinopteri; Gadiformes; Gadidae
Gene: prkar1ab
Product: protein kinase, cAMP-dependent, regulatory, type I, alpha (tissue specific extinguisher 1) b
Exons: 11
Coding region: 202-1356 (384 amino acids)
Biological process (GO): regulation of protein phosphorylation
Cellular component (GO): cAMP-dependent protein kinase complex
Molecular function (GO): cAMP-dependent protein kinase regulator activity
Source: RefSeq, a predicted model, not a curated record
CUCGUGAUUGGCCCUAACCCGUAUCCGGUGGGGCAGCGGUCCAGGGCUGGGGAAGAAACCAAACCUACGCGAGGAUCUCCAACUGUUACGCUUUGCUAUAAACCUUUUAUUCCGAGUCUUUAACGAGGGGCUCGGUGGGAUUUUGUAGAUAAUCCCAGGUCAGAGGUCAAGAGUCGGCAAAUCAGCGUCCCGGUGGAGGUCAUGGCGUCAGGCAGUACGAGUAGCGAGGAGGAGCGCAGCCUGCGCGAAUGUGAGCAGUACGUGCAGAAGCACAACAUCCAGCAGCUGCUGAAGGACUGCAUUGUCCAGCUGUGCACCUCCAGGCCAGAGAGACCCAUGGCCUUCCUCCGCGAGCACUUUGAGCGGCUGGAGAAGGAGGAGGCCAAACAGAUCCAGAACCAGCAGAAGGCCGGCAGCUCCCGGUCCGACUCGCGGGACGAGGAGGUGUCCCCGCCCAUGAACCCCGUGGUCAAAGGUCGCCGGCGAAGAGGAGCCUUCAGCGCAGAGGUCUACACAGAGGAGGACGCCGCAUCCUACGUCAGAAAGGUCAUUCCCAAAGACUACAAAACCAUGGCGGCGCUGGCCAAAGCCAUCGAGAAGAACGUGCUCUUCUCCCACCUGGAUGACAAUGAGAGGAGUGACAUAUUUGAUGCCAUGUUCCCCGUGACCUACAUCGCCGGGGAAACUGUAAUUCUGCAAGGUGCCGAAGGGGACAACUUCUAUGUCAUCGACCAGGGGGAGAUGGAUGUGUACGUGAACAACGACUGGGUGACGAGCAUCGGAGAAGGGGGCAGCUUCGGGGAGCUGGCGCUGAUCUACGGCACCCCGCGGGCCGCCACCGUCCGGGCCAGGACCAACGUCAAGCUGUGGGGCAUCGACCGCGACAGCUACCGGAGAAUACUCAUGGGAAGCACCUUGAGGAAGAGGAAGAUGUACGAGGAAUUCCUCCGCAAAGUGUCCAUCUUGGAAUCCCUUGACAAGUGGGAGCGUCUGACGGUGGCCGACGCCCUGGAGCCGGUUCAGUUCGAGGACGGACAGAAGAUUGUGGUCCAGGGAGAGCCCGGUGAUGAGUUCUUCAUCAUACUGGAGGUUUGCACCAACGGCUCUGCAGCAGUGUUGCAGCGUCGCUCAGAGAACGAGGAGUUUGUGGAGGUGGGGCGGUUAGGACCAUCUGACUACUUUGGGGAGAUUGCCUUGCUGAUGAACCGGCCCCGUGCUGCCACCGUGGUGGCCCGGGGGCCUCUGAAGUGUGUCAAGCUGGACCGGCCCCGCUUCGAGAGGGUUCUGGGGCCCUGCUCGGAUAUCCUGAAGCGCAACAUCCAACAGUACAACAGCUUCGUCUCACUGUCUGUCUGAGUUUCGACGGGGGGGUCCCUGACCCCCUUUCUCCAUCCAUCCCAGAUGUCCCCCACUCCUACCUCCACCCACCGCCUCUCCCCCACCUCCCCCUCCCCCCUCCCCUCUUCUCCUCUUUCUUUCACUCGGGUCCACCAAUGCAAUUUUUGCUUUGCAUCACUUUCUUCUCUCUCUACAGUUUCCCUUUUCGUUUCUUUUAUUCCGUCCCUGCACUUAAAGCUGUGCUUUUUUGGGUUGUUGUUACUGAAGGCCAACCGCCCUGCCGGUGUCCCGUCACCCUACAGGCGUUGACACAACGACAUGCUAGCCACUCCAUCGGUGUACGAGCAGAAUCGCCCUUCCUUUACACUUGUGAUUUGGUAGUCGUGAUCAUUGUUAAUUUUUUUUUUAUUAUUUUUUUCAAAGCUUUGUAGGACAAUCAAAUGGGAAGCUCCCGUUACACGUUAAUUCCCUCAAGUGGUUGAAGUGUAAAAACUAAAAUGAAGAAGAGGAGGGGCCCUGAGGGCCCCUUGAGCAGCAGUGGAUGAAGAAUUGUGUUGUUUAUGUUUGAGUCUCGAUUUGACUUUCUUUUGUUGUGCUGUCGAGCAAGACUGAAAAAAAUAUUAAAUCGGAUUUACUUUGUUGUGUAUGGAUUUUAGGGCAGCCAAUUAUGUGUCCCUAUAAAACAGCUAGGUUAUAAUCGAUGGUUAAGCUAAUCAUUAGCACCUCCCAAUUAGGGUUUACUUUUUGGAAGCCGUCCCCCAACCCCCACAUGGACC